UGUUCGGCUAGCUUGGGCUAUAUAGCCCGGGUCGUCCCAUAGCAAACAAAUUUAAAAGUGGGUUAUAGCCCACAACUCCUCUCCACCCAUUCUCGUUUAAUCUUCCACUUCAACAAUCUUCUGCGGUCAACUCUUUCUUCUUUCUUCUAAAACUAAAUUUGGUUUAGUUCUCCGACUCUGUUGGAGCAAGCAGGACCCAACCCACAUGGAGGAUCAACGAAGAUGGGAGGAUUUAAACGUGGACUGUUUGGUGAAUGUUUUUGGAAGAGUGGGGAUGGAGUCACUACUCUUGGAUGUUCUCUUUGUAUGCAAGAGUCAUGGUACACAGCAUCCCUCAAUCCUUCAUGCUGGCAAUGUCUCAUUUUUCCUGAACAUGAAACUGGCCCUGAUGGUUUUGACCUUCCAACUCAUGAUCUUUGGAGUUCAGAGGAUGAAAUUCAAACCAAUAUUUUUGGAACCUUUAUGAAUAGAUUUCGAUGUAAAUAUGAAAUUGAUGAGCGUCGUUUCUCUAUCACUGUAUUUAUAAAGUUUGUCGUCAAUCGUAGCAGAGGGCAUGCUACUUUUCUCAGGCUACCUGGCUGCUGUACCUUCGAAGCAUUGAAAUAUGUUGCAGAUGUGUGCCCUCGCCUGACGGCUCUGUCUUUGCCCAUAUAUUUAGUGCACCAGAGACCAAGAAUAAUUCCUCAACUAAUUGCAAAAUGGAAACAUUUGGAGGAGUUGUCCGUGGGGAGCAGUCUUGAUCUGAAGAAAACCCUUUCAGAGAUCAGCAUUCACUGCAAGAAGUUUUGGCGUUUACAUGUGGCUAAUGCCUAUAUUGGCAAUGCUGAGGCACUGGCAAUUGUCAAGUUGGUGCCUGAUAUUAAGCACUUGAGCUUGAGGCGGGCAGACAUCGGACGGGAUAAUAUUGUCAUGUUACUACAGGGCUGCAAGGAGCUUGUGGUUUUGAAUUUCAGUGAUUGUAGAGGUUUUGACGGGGGCGACGAUGAAAUAUAUACUCUUGCUUCUCAUAUUACUAAUUUCAGGUGUGAGGGUUCUUUUUCUGAUUGUUGUACAGAUUGCGAUGAUUACUAUGAGAGAAAUGCUGUCUAUCUUUGUGCAUAUGAAUCUGAUUAAAGCC
Messenger RNA from Prunus avium (sweet cherry), 1117 nucleotides. Its product is annotated as F-box/LRR-repeat protein At3g48880-like. Lineage: Eukaryota; Viridiplantae; Streptophyta; Magnoliopsida; Rosales; Rosaceae. The record is from RefSeq and is a predicted model, not a curated record.